CGCAUGCGCCUCGCCCCCUCCGGCGCGGGGAGGGGGAUGCGGACGGGGGAAGAUGGCGGCCUCGAACAACCCGCGGAAAUUCAGCGAGAAGAUCGCGCUGCACAACCAGAAGCAGGCGGAGGAGACGGCGGCCUUCGAGGAGGUCAUGAAGGACCUGAGCCUGACUCGCGCCCACCGGUUACAGCUGCAGAAAACCCAAUAUUUGCAGCUGGGACAGAGUCGUGGCCAGUACUACGGUGGGUCGCUGCCAAAUGUGAAUCAAAUUGGAAACAGUGCCAUGGAUCUGCCCUUCCAGCACAACGGAGCUCUGGCAGAAGCCUUUGGAGCAGUUCCUGUCUCUUUGACUCCUUUUCAGUCGUCGGGAUUGGACACAAGCAGGACAACUCGGCAUCAUGGUCUGGUGGACAGAGUGUAUCGUGACAGAAACCGUCUCGGCUCCCCCCAUCGACGCCCUCUCUCUGUGGAUAAACAUGGAAGACAAGUGGACAGCUGUCCGUAUGGCACUGUGUAUCUGUCACCUCCAUCAGACACAAGCUGGAGAAGGACAAAUUCCGAUUCUGCCUUGCACCAGAGUACUAUGACUCCAGCUCAACAGGAAUCCUUUUCAGGAGGGUCACAGGACAUGCAGCAGAAAAGAGUUUUAUUACUGACUGUCCCUGGAAUGGAGGAAACCACCUCGGAGGCAGACAAAACCCUCUCUAAACAAGGCUGGGACACUAAAAAGACUGGGUCAUCAAGACCUAAAUCAUGUGAAGUUCCAGGAAUCAACAUCUUUCCAUCAGCUGACCAGGAAAACACUACAACACUGAUUCCUGCUACGCAUAACACGGGUGGCUCCCUGCCAGACCUGACAAACAUCCAUUUCCCUUCCCCUCUCCCUACGCCGUUAGAUCCUGAGGAAUCCACAUUCCCAGCCCUGAGUAGCUCCAAUAGUACCGGGAAUCUUGCUGCCAAUCUGACUCACUUGGGCAUCAGCACUGCCAGUCAGGGAAUGACGACGACGCCAGCCCCUUCCCAGCAGCACCGUCAGCCAGCCGUCAGUCCUCUCUCGUUGAGUGCAGACUCAAGACGACCACAGUCACAGCAGAUGUCUCCUACGCUUUCCCCUUUGUCACCGAUUACUCAGGCCGUGGCUAUGGACGCAUUGUCUCUGGAGCAGCAGCUUCCCCCAUAUCCGUUUUUUACCCAGACAACUUCCCAGCAACAGCAGCAGACCCAGGUGGCGAGUACCCUGCCUCAGAAUACUCCUUUAAUGCAGACCUCUGGUUUACAGCGAGGAACACAACUCCCCCCACUCUCCGUCACGGUACCUUCUACCAUCCCACAGUCCCCUCCAGGAAGCCAGACCCAACCGUCAAUGGGAAUAGACAUCAACUCGGCUUCACUCCAGCAGUACCGCAGUAAUGCUGGGUCCCCAGCCAACCAGUCUCCCACCUCUCCUGUCUCCAAUCAAGGCUUCUCUCCUGGCAGCUCCCCUCAACAUUCUUCCAUUCUGGGGAGUGUAUUUGGUGACUCCUAUUAUGAUCAGCAGAUGACAGCUAGGCAGGCUAAUGCCCUAUCCCAUCAGCUUGAACAGUUUAAUAUGAUAGAAAACGCCAUUAGUUCCAACAGCCUGUACAGCCCUUGUUCCACCCUUAACUACUCCCAGGCAGCCAUGAUGGGACUUACCGGCAGUCAUGGCAGCUUGCAGGACUCGCAGCAGCUGAAUUACUCCAGCCAUGGAAACAUCCCCAACAUCAUUCUUACAGUGACAGGAGAAUCUCCUCCCAGCUUAUCAAAAGAACUGACCAGCUCUUUGGCAGGAGUGGGAGACGUCAGCUUUGACACGGAUUCCCAGUUCCCUCUGGAUGAACUCAAAAUUGACCCUUUAACCUUGGAUGGACUGCACAUGCUGAACGACCCAGACAUGGUCCUCACUGACCCCGCCACAGAGGACACGUUCAGGAUGGACCGGCUGUGAAGCGUUGGACACCAGGAGCGUGGGAAUGACGCUUGUUCCUGGCGCCCAGCCGAACUGGAGAGUCCGAUGGGUCAGUCGUGUCAGAACAGGAGCUGCUGAGAGCGGUAGCUCUGUCCUGUACAACGUGUACAAUGAGUAAAGCUUGUCGUUCUAAGCUUGCAGCGCUGCAGACCCCUACUCCCUGUCGCGCCGUAUUUCACCCCUUUUUCCACUCAUUGCCAUUAAUGAGUAAGGAGUUUCCAUCAGCCUUUUCCUCUCCAGAGCCCCCCCUUCCCCCCCACCAAAGCUCCAGCGUUAAGUUGUCGAUUUAUCCUUUGCACUAGAAAGGGGGCGGUUUGGGGCAGGCGAGGCAGGUUCAGAGCUGAGGGUAAAGAGAUUCUUUCUAAUGUACCAAAUUGUUGGCUGCUGUUUGAGACGGGGAGGGGGGAAGUGCAGAUUACGGCUCCCCCUUUCCCCCCCUACACCGAUUCGAAAGCAAAUCUGUGUUGCCACCCUCCGGGAGGGGCUGGGGGAGCUUCGGCCGUUUUGACUCUGCUUUGUGACAGCUGCUUUGUAGAGUAAAACGCUUCUUCCUUUAUGGAUCUGCCGUGUUUGUUUUCAGGUUUUGGUUCCUUGACUGUCGUCCUGCACCCACUGCCCCUUCUCGUGCCCCGAGCAAACUCGCCCACUUGGCAAAGCAGAAAAAGCAGCCUGGCAGCCCAAUGGCCUUUUGUAGCCAGCUAGUCAAAAAAGGCAACUGUAAACACUAUUUUCAAAGCUUUUUUUUUUUUUUUUUAAAUAUAUAUGUAAUAUAUAUAUUUAUAAAUAUAUGUAUACAUAUAUAUAUAGCAUUUCUGAGCACACAAAAAAGUACUAUAAUUCAUUACUUGAUUAGCAUGGAGGAAGGAUCAGAACAUUUUAAAGCAGCUAAAAGAAUAUAGGAGACUAACCUGCAGAGCAUGUUUCUAAUUUUCCUUUGUGAGAGAUUCCUGGGCAACAGGAAGGGCAUUUCUAUAGCAAUGCCUGGCUCAAAUCAUGAUGACUAUUUUUUAUUUUUUAUUCUUAUUCAUUACUUAUUCUGUUACCAUUAUUUAUGAUCUUUUUGGUUGUGUUGGUUUUUUUUUUAUUUAAGUAUUUGGAUAUUAGGAAAGUAGCUAAACUACAUACAGCCAAUUGAAGCACUCUACAUAAUACUUGUACAGUACAUCUUUUUUGUGUUUUUAUUCCAGAAAUAUAUUAUAUAUAUAUUAUAUAUAUAGGUAUUUUUAACUAACUGGAAUUUUAAACAGAUGUUGAGCGGAAGUAAGGAAGCCUAAGGCAAGUCUAGAUGUUUUCCUUUUAUAUAGUCAAAAUAGGGUGGCAGGAACUUAGAUAUUCCUUCUUUCACCCUGGGGAAAAAAAUAGCUUGCUCCAGUGAAUAGCACUGUACCCUCAAAAAUGUUGAGAUUCUGUUAAAUUUAUAAUAGACUAUUUCUGUUAGUCCUUGUUAAUAUUCUGCGCUGCAGUAUAACGGACCGGUGAAUGACACUUUAUCAAUGGCAAAUUAAAAACCAACCCGACCCCAAACCACAGGCCGCCCAUUGACUCCAAAUGGGUGAUGCCACCUACGUGUCAUGGCUGGAUUGAUGAUGGUUCCCAGAUCUCUGGACUUGGGACUCUUCCCAAAUUUAAAAAGGCGUUUAAAGAUCGAUCAAGAGCCCAACGGGCUUAUUGUUAAACCGCUGCCUUCGUUACACUAUAGUCUGCACAGUAACAGAACCUAGAAGUACCUGACCCUUCUCUUCAGUAGAAGUUACGAAUUAAUGUUUGAGUCUUAUUAACAAAUUAAAAGCGACGUUGCGCCUAACAGCCCGAACGUGAGCUGAACCACUACCUGCUAGAGGAAAGCAUUUCCAUGUGGUAGGGGUUGAACAUCCACACCUAUUUUUGUUCAAUAGAGCCUCAAUAAAAGAGCCGGUUGAGUUUUCAUUUCAAGAUGAGUUGUGUUUUGUUGAUCCCCCCCUCCGGCAUGGUAGUUCCACGUCUGCUCUUUCGACUUGGUCUGCAUCAGCUGGAUUUCUUUUUUCUCUAAAAACAUGUCUGUUCUUUCUCAGACGUCAUGACUUUCAACCAAAACCAAACCCAAAUCCAACCUUCAGCACUUCUUCCCGUCCUGUUCCCCUCGAAAAAAAAUUUUUUUUUUCCUUUUUCCUUGCUGUUUUCAGCAAGCGGUGAUGAAGGUCGGCAGAGGAGCUGGCCUUCUCUUAAUGAGUUAUACUAGGUUUCUGUGUGCUUCCAGAAAUCGGUGGGAUGCCGUCCUGGGACUUGUGCAAACACUGCUGAGCAGAAUCAUUGUUGGGAUCUCUCUAACCUGGGUGCGUGUUUGCUCACAUUUGUGCCAUUCGUUGACCAUUUGCACUAAAAAAUGUUGGGUUUUUUUUUCUUUCAAUCUCUUAGCUGGCGUGUGUCUUUUUUGUUCCUUGCCACGCAACUGAAAGGUUAUCCUGCAUCUUUUUUGUGUGUGUCAGGAUUUAAGCCUGAUAGUAUGUGUUAACUCCUGGUGUCUGCUUAUUUCAGAUUGCUAAUGCUUUUUCAAUUUAAGGAGGGAAAAAACCAAAACAAAGGUAGCUUCAGACAGGAGGAUACCCUAAAAGAACGGGAGUAAUUUGGGCAUAGGGGACUCGGAUCCUUUGCUUUGAAACAGCCACAGGUACAGUGUGAGUCGAAUACGCUUCUUGCAGUUCACGUAGUUCCUUGAUGGGAUUUCUGCCUGUAUUGCGCUCUUGUUCAACGUGUAAAUUCUUGUUUGUGAUUUAUUUUUUUAAAACCAGAGUCACUUCCGAAUGAAGCAUCCAAGUAGGAGAUGAGAUUCCUCACUGGAGACUUUUACAGGGAGCUGUUGCUAAAUGCUACCUUCUAAUUUUUUUUAAACUACAUGUGUAUAUAAGAGAUCUUGUUUAUUAGACUUGUAAGUAGACAUUUAAAAUGGCCUUAAUUUAAGAAAUAACAUGUCUGGAUGCAACUGUCAAAAUUAGGGACCAUCUAGUUGAGAGAAAUCCAGGUUUUGUUCCUUUCGUGCGGGGCAAAUGGAGAAGGGUGCUUUGGGAGUAGGAAGGAGGCGGAUGAAGUCAUCGUGGGAAGCAGAUGACGGCUCUGGAUGACAAGAUGUGCUUCAUCUCGUAAGCCCCGGUAGCGGGCAGGCAAAAGCUGCUUUUAGUCCCGACCCUUUGAGAACCGGAGCAGUUAUUUCAACAGCUCUUGCAUUUUGCUUCCCGGGGGGGCCGGUUUCUUGACAGCAUCAUGUAGGAGCUGAACAGUGAGAGGGAUUUUUUUUUUUCCCCCUCUCCCCUUAAAAUUUAUGUUUUUGUAACGUUGUGUGUGCAUAAGGCUGAUUUUUUAAAGCAAAACCAAUCUAUUAAGUUGUCAGAUCUAAGCGUGGAGCAGUUCCCCAGUGUUUUUGGAACAAGUAAUCUGAUUUCAUUUGAAAAUCUACUAGCGUUUUCAUUUUAAAUUGUGCACGUAAGGGCGAGAGCUGUCCGGAGCGGCUGGUCCUUCCCGUCCAGGGAUGGACGAGGGCGGGAAGAAAAAAGAUCACUAAAAAAAAAAAACCCAACCAACCAGAAGUAGUAUUAUUUAUAACUUUUUCAGUUAAAUGAUGUUGAAACUGUCUGGUGUCUCAAAGGGUUACUGUCCAAACAUACCUGCUGAGUGAACCCUACCCCUCCCUACAUGUGUUUUUAUAUAUAUAUAUAUAUAUACAUUAAAAAAAAAAAAGUUCCCAAGCGAGACUGUUGCAUCUGCCAAUACAAUGGGGAAAUAAUAGGAAUAAACCUUCAGUCUGUAAAAUACUGUGAUUUUUCAAAAGCAAACCAGAACUCCGCUGUUGGUUGCAGCGCAGGCGGGCGGGAGGGGGGAGGCUCUUGUCAUUGUACAUAGUCUGCUGCAUCCUUGGUCAAACGAACCCGCACGGGCCGAGUUCCGGUCCCUCUGCCGCAUGCGUGACUGACCGCGGCAGCACCGAACCUGCUUCUGCAUGUCAGUGAACACUUUGCCAGCGGUCUGUAACUGUGCAAAACCUUCCCUGUACAGAGAACCUUUGGGUUGUUUUUUUCCUUUUUAUUUUUUUUUUUAAAAGAGGGAAAAAGGUUUCCAGAAAGAGGCUGCAAAAUAAUUUAAGAAAUUGUUAAUUAUUUGUACAUUUCACUACCUUAUUUUAAGUUUAAUUGGGUUUUCUUUAAACAAGUGUGCCUGAGAAAAACCCUGGCGCGAACCCAUGCAACAAGAACGCUUAUGGAUGAAAAGAAAGCUGCCCUCUGAGUUUGCGUAAAAGCAGCAUCUGAUAACUGACAGAAUUGCUUAAACUUCCCUCAAAAAUAAGGUCUUGACUGUGCUUGUUUGUAAAAGCUUGGAUUUCUGUAGAAUUAAUAAUUAAGGCUUGAGAUCUGUCCCUUAAUGAGCAUGGUACUCACCCUGGAAACCCCCUCUGUACAAGAAGGAAGAGGAAAGCCCCCUCGUCGUCCCGUAGGUUCCAAUGUACGCUGUGCUUUCGGGGAAAAAAAAAAGGCAAAAAAAAAAAAAAAAAGCGUUUAUUCCUCUGAAAAAUGGAACCCCCGUCACUGUGAUGGCAAUGUGAAAGCGCAGGUAGCGUUUGUUACAUGUGUCUGUUCUUUUUAAAAAACAAAAAAGCUAAAAAAAAACCAAAAACCAAAACCCAAACCAAUUUGUAGUGUUCCUGUUCUUUGUAUUUUUAGUUGCAUAUUAUUUAUACUGCGCAGUGUAGGCAUGGAUUGCAUGUCAGUUUUCUAUGCGGGCACCAUGAUGACAUUAUAACUGUGUAUUAUAAAUCAUUUUUACCUUUUUAAACAGAAUCAUUGUGUGGAAUUUCUAUACUGCAAAACAAAACACUACAUUACGUACUAUCUUCAUUUGUGUUAUUUAUUUUAUUAUUUUGUUGGGGGGGAGGGGGGUGGUUUUACCUGUGGUGUAUAUUGCCUUAUGUGGGCUUGACCAAUUUUAUCAAAAUAAAGGCCUAAAGGGGUAAAAUACGUUUACUGUUUUCUUCAGUAAAUUGGCCCGUGGCUGCCGCAGAGGCAGCUGGGGAAAACUCUGCAGUAGAGAGCACGAAGGGAAGCAAAUCCGUAGCGUAGAGGAUCUGUGCAGAAAGAAAACGCGGCUGUGUAAUUAAUACAUUAACUACAAGUAGGGAGGAGCUCGUCUGAGAGUGGUUUGAGUCUUACGUGGCAAUCCGACAUCGGUAAUCGUGUAGCGAGUCUGAGGAACCUUGUCUGACCCUUGUGUGUCCCGAUUUCUGUUAAACUCGACGCGGUCGCCGUCUUUUGGACCGGCCGUGGAAAUUUCUUCUCACGCGACCUUACCCCAAACUAGUCCUGCGGUUCUGAUCCUAACGUUGCCCACGCAGCAGCGCAGGUGCGUUUAGAAGACCCCCGCUGCUCUGUAUCUGUCACAGGUUUUCUGCUUGGGAAACGGGAAGCAUCAGUCCGAGCGCUGCAGGUUUCUGAAGGUAACGAGGCCAAAGAGAAAAGAGCAAGAACAGGCGCCUGCACCCCUUUCCUCCGGUUCAGAUGCCGCGCGGCCACUGGGGGAACGUCCCUGGCGCCGUGAUUCUGGUUGUCCCUGGUACUUUGAGUUCCCACCUGCAGUUUGGUGCUCAGAGUCGGUGCAGAUCCUUCGCCCCUCGGGUUUCAAAUAGAGCGAACCUCUUCUGCCUCCCUGUUUUUUGUCUGGGAACAGCGUCGCGGUGACGCGCUUCGCACGUGUCGGUGCGGGACCGCGGGGCCGUGCUGGCGGCGGGUGCCGUGUGUCGGUGGGGAGAAGCGGGUGGCUCUGGCGGUUGGGUUCUGGGAAGGACGGUGCCGUCGCAUCGGCAGUGGGGCGGCUGCUUUUCCUCCCUGCUUGGAUUCCGACCCCGGCUGCCUCCUCGUAACCAGCUCAACCUGCCGCUGCUUUAAGGCUGCACGUGUCGUAACAGCAGUGAGCAGGGAAACGCCUAAAUAACACUUGUUUUGGUUUAUCUUUGUUCUUUUUACUUUAAAUUUGGCUGUUAAGUAGCUACAGGAGAAUAAAGCAAAUGCUACAUGUUGAAUUUUCUGAUGUACGUUUUCUGCUUGCUGGAGAAUCACAGCGAUCUCAUGUUGGUGUUUUCCGGUGUGUACAAAGGUCCCGUUUUGUUGAUUGUGUUUCGGUUUAGUAUAUUGGUUCAGCUUCAAGGCAACAUAAUUCAGGGCAGAAAACCCACAUGGCAGAAACACCUUUUUUUUUUUUUUUUUUUUUUUUAAGAGACAAAGGGAAAACCGCUGACAGUUCUCGACGUUUGCUGUCACCGUAGGCCUGGUGGACCUUGGUAGCAGAUUACCAAGAGCAGUUCGGCUGUCAGCAGCUGAUGGCUGUUGAUUUGUUCAGGGAAGAGCAGUAAACCUACCAGCGGAAAAACUACUCAUAGGAUUUGCGGGAGCCGCGUACAGGACUGCACAGGAUUAGGGAUAAAUUGCAUUUUCUUGCCAACCUCGGCCCUUCGGUUUUUAGGAAACUGGGAUCUGCCAUUGCAGGCGGGCACAUGGUGCAGAGGUCUGGUUUGGAAUGAGGACGUGCUGAUGUUUAAUUUGUCGCUGGCUCUAGUCUCCUUUUAUUAAAGGAGCUUGAAAUUCAAAAUAACUUGAGUGGUCAGUCCGCUUAGCGGGGAUGUUAAUGACCCGUUUCCACCGGCUGCGCUGCAAACUGACCGUUCUGUCUGUCUGCAGAAGGGACGGCAUUUCCCGAGCUGCUGUAAGGAUUCCUCCUCUUCAACAGAUCGAUUUUCAAUAAGGACGGUGCUUUUCCUGCGUUAGUGUAAACCUGAGCUUGAGGUUUGCUUUAAUUGCAGUUUUAGUAAGACCUGAGCUACCUUUGGACUAGCGUGCUGGUAACGGUGUGGUAGAAACUUCUCAAGGAGGGAACUUAAUCUGGGUUAAGGCUGGGAGCUCAGGCAGCCCUGCCCUGGCUUUGAGUGACCAGGUGUCUUUGCGUUAGCACGGCUUCUGUCGGUCUUAAAAUUGUUGGGUUUUAAUCUAUGUUGGAUCGAGUUCUUGGUUUAUAGUAUUUUUCUUCGUUUUGUGCAGUGGAUGAGUCAGAACGAAGCGGGCCUCCCUACGCUGGGAACCGGUGGGUGUUGAACAUGCUGGCAGAUGGCAGUUGCUGUCGGAUGGUAUUUGACUCUUCUGCUCAAUGUUUUCAAAACCCCGAGAGGCCGAGGGACACACACACAGUUAAACAACGCGAAUGCACCUUGAUUUCAUCUCCCGGGCUGCCUUAGACAUGAGAGAAUCCUUCGAUAAAUAAAUCUCGCUUUUGUCAUUUGCAGGGGGCUGAACCUUCUGCUAGAGCAGAACUGCUCACGUAUGUUAAAUGUCUCCGGAGCCGGUGUUUACCCCUUCCUUUGGGAGACGCUGCCGGGAUCGAUCCGUGUCGCGGCACGUUGAGGCUGCUGGUCUCUGGUUCUCUGGUGGAACCGCUGCGUGACAGCACAUAGAUGGGAUGUAAAUUUGCCAGGCUAUAAGCUCUGAUUCAUUCCGGUUUUCUGUAGUGAAUAUGGUUACAACCUCCUGCAGAGAAGGCUUUAACGUCUGGCGAAGGGCGCCCUGUGCUGCAAGUAAGCUGAGAGGUUUUUAAUUGCGGUUGAGAUUUUUAACUAGGAAGAUGCAGAGUUACAGGGAAAUGUGUAUUCUCCCCCAGGAGCGUUAUUGUCUACCAGAUGCAAAUUUUGCUAAAUCUUUAAGGAUUAGCGUGAGACCUGUGCAGAUUCAUCCGCCUUUUGGUUCUUUCCUUCAGUGUGCAAUAGGAGUUUUUCCCUCAAUAAGCUUAAAUUGUCAGAACUGAGUUAACAGUGAAGGGAAGCCUUGGGUGAGGCCCCAGCUGGCGGUAAGAGGUUUAUGUUUGUAGUGAAUCUCGAGUAAAUCUGUGAAAGCAGGGCAGGACUUUGGGUGCGGAGGCGGUUGUCUGGGAUCCUCUAAAGAGCAAAGUAGGAGGUGAUGUCCCGGGAGAGCGCCGUGCGCGCGCUGUGGGCUCUCAGGAGAGACUUCUGCUUGUGCCGUAUCUCACUCGGCCUCGGAGCUGCUGUAUCUGUGCAGUGAAAUGUAAAGUUCAUUUCUAUGGAUUAUUCAAUCCAGCUUUUUUAUACCGCGGUUUAGGAAAAAAAGGGAUGAAAGGUCUCCAUUUAUACAUCUAAUUUAAGAACUGGUUCCUGCAACUGGAGUAGUGGAGUUGUCAGCAUUUCCUUCAGAAAUUCUACAGGCUUAAACUUGCUCAUAGAAACCGAGUUGAAUUAUACCAUGCGAAGGGCCGUUUUUUAAUUCAACAAAAUCUGCUCUGGCUGUUUGUCCAGUCAGAAAAGUGAGCGGUUCUCCAAUACCCGUGCUAAUGUCUCAUGUCAUGAGUCUCUGUUUGAAAGGAAAAUGUGAAACUCGACUUAGGUUGGGAAUUUCUAAGAAUUAAAGAUCGAGAUGAUAAAUAGGUAAAGCUUCCGUUCUUGCAAAGUAGAUGGUGAAUAUAAAAGUUAUAAUAUUUAUGGGGCAAAAUGUUGGGGGGGUAUAGGGCUUGCUUAAACAAAACGUUCUUACUGGAUCCUGAAUAUUCAUGGCAUGAGCAUCGACGCAGUCGGAAGGUAACUGUGUGUAUAAAUGUACCACAUACGUGUCCGCCGGUCUUCAGUCAGCAUUAUACAGCGUAGUAAUUAAAAUGUUGUAUUUCAGUCAGCUGUUAACUAAUAAGACAGUAGAUAUUGAGGUUUGAUUUUGGGGAGGAAUUAGAACUUUUAGAUACUUUUUCUUCUGACCCUAACGGAGCCCCCACCUGUGGAAGGAUUCCUUGUAGAUGUGGUGGAAGUUAUUAGUAUUAGUAGUCAUGAAGGGAAAGUUUGAUUUUAAUAAAACUAAAUACAGCUGCUUUUGGCAGCUUCUCUCACAGACUGGCAGCUAAAAACAACUUUAUGUAGUUCAUUGAGCUUGGGGAAAAAUGUCAGAUUUAUGCAUUUUCAGAGACAGUAUAAUACACUGUUCUUUACAAGCUAAACUUUUUCUAUUAAACUAAUUUGUGGAUUAUUUCACUGAUAUAUGCAAUCCUAUAUUCAGCUACAGCGUUGGUGGCACAGGAACUCUGGAAAAGUUGUCCCUGCGACAUAAAAGUUUUAUUUAUUGUGUUUUUCUAUAGGUAAAGUGGAAAACUGAAGUUGGCUUUAAGUGUUUGCAAUCUGAGAAAUGAUGUGAAAAAGCAGCUCAACUCAAUGUACAUUCUUUUCAAUCUUUUCUUUUUUGUGUGAAGGCUUUUGUCUUUGUAUCUUUGCAUUAUUUGUAAAUGAAAUGUAAUAAAAGUUCAAAUGUUUUUGUCUCUGG
Messenger RNA from Grus americana (Whooping crane), 11301 nucleotides. RefSeq names its product CREB regulated transcription coactivator 1 (gene CRTC1). Gene Ontology annotation, cellular component: nucleus; cytoplasm. The coding region runs from base 53 to 1960 and encodes 635 amino acids. The record is from RefSeq and is a predicted model, not a curated record. The transcript has 15 exons. Gene Ontology annotation, molecular function: cAMP response element binding protein binding. NCBI's taxonomy places the organism in Eukaryota, Metazoa, Chordata, Aves, Gruiformes, Gruidae. Gene Ontology annotation, biological process: protein homotetramerization; positive regulation of transcription by RNA polymerase II.